AUGGCCACCACGACGAUCAAGAUUGACGGUAUGACCUGCGGCGCUUGUACCUCUGCAGUCGAGGGCGCAUUUAAAGGGGUAGACGGUGUUCAAGAUGUCUCUGUCAGUCUCAUUAUGGGCAGGGCCGCCGUACUACAUGAUCCAUCCGUGUUACCGCCGGCGAAAAUCGCAGAGAUGAUUGAGGACUGCGGGUUCGAUGCGACUGUACUAUCGACCGAGGAGCAAACAUCCCCCGACGUCGCUCAAGUUAAGCAAAUUUCGAUUACCAAUCUGGCGGUCGAGGGUAUGACAUGUGGUGCAUGUACAUCUGCAGUGGAAAGUGGACUGAAAGACGUCACUGGUGUGAACUCGGUGGAUGUAUCACUACUUUCCGAGCGUGCGGUCGUGGAACAUGACGCCGAGCUCAUCACCGCGGAGCAGAUUGCAGAAAUCAUCGAGGAUCGAGGAUUCGGUGCCCGGGUGUUGGACACAUCGAUGGCUACCCCUCAAGCAUCAGCAUCGGUUGACUCGGAGGAGAAGUCUGGGAUCCUGGUCACUACCGUGGCUAUCGGUGGCAUGACUUGCGGCGCUUGCACAUCCAGUGUCGAGGGUGCCUUGAACACGGUGGAUGGAGUGAUCCAAUUCAACAUCAGCCUUUUGGCCGAACGCGCAGUGGUUGUCCAUGACUCCACGAUCAUCCCUGCCAACAAAAUUCCGGACCUCAUCGAAGAUGCCGGGUUCGAUGCCUCCAUUGUGUCAUCAGAGGCGCAGGUCCCUCUAUCAAAAAAGACGCAACAGGUGCACCUGAGUUUGCAUGGCCUGCGGGACAGUGCUUCUGCAACUGCAUUGGAAGAUAACCUUGUACAGCAAUCCGGCGUUCAUUCUGCAUCGGUAAAAAUGGCAACCUCACGGAUACUGGUUGCUUUCGAUUCUUCCAUCAUUGGUAUCCGGUCCGUGGUGGAAGUGAUUGAGUCUGCUGGCUAUAAUGCCUUGCUAGUCGACUCUGAUGAUACAAAUGCACAGUUGGAAUCCUUGUCAAAGACCAAGGAAAUACAGGAGUGGAGAAGGUCAUUCAUCACUGCCGCCUCUUUUGCUGUUCCUGUCUUCCUCAUCAGCAUGAUUCUUCCGAUGUACUUGCCUAGCCUCGACUUCGGCAAUCUCCAAUUGAUCCCCGGCCUAUAUUUCGGUGAUUUGAUAUGCCUUUGUCUGACGAUUCCGGUGCAGUUUGGCAUCGGCAGACGCUUUUAUGCUUCUAGCUUCAAGUCUUUGAGGCAUCGGUCCCCAACUAUGGACGUUCUCGUGAUGCUGGGCACAUCGGCUGCCUUCUUCUACAGUUGUUUCACUAUGAUCAUGGGACUUUGCAGCAUGGACCACAGACGUCCUAGCACUGUGUUUGACACCAGCACUAUGCUCAUCACCUUCAUCACCCUAGGUCGCUGGCUGGAGAACCGGGCCAAGGGCCAAACAUCCGCUGCCCUGUCUCGCCUCAUGUCUCUAACACCAUCUAUGACUACGAUCUAUGACGAUCCCAUCGCUGCAGAAAAGCUAGCCGAGCGUUGGGCCUCGAAGUCCACCCCUGGUGCAUCCCAACAACCUGCAUUGGCGGAAGACAUGACGGUCGGCCACAAAUGCAUUCCCACAGAGCUGAUUCAGGUCGGCGAUAUCGUCAUCCUUCACCCGGGAGAUAAAGUCUCUGCCGAUGGUGUAGUCAUUCGAGGCGAGAGCUAUGUUGACGAAAGCAUGAUCAGUGGAGAAGCGCUCCCAAUUCACAAAACAAAAGGAAGUCAGGUCAUUGCCGGUACUGUGAAUGGCACAAACUCAAUUGACUUCAAAGUCAUCCGUGCCGGCAAGGAUACUCAACUCAGUCAGAUUGUGAAACUAGUCCAGGACGCACAAACCAGCCGUGCCCCGAUUCAACGCAUGGCUGACAUUGUUGCUGGUUACUUCGUGCCCGCAAUCAUCAGUCUUGGGUUGAUUACGUUCUUCGGCUGGAUGUUCCUCAGCCAUAUCCUGCCUCAUCCACCUAUGAUUUUCGAAGUCGCAGGCAGUGGUGGUCGGGUCAUGGUCUGCCUCAAGCUGUGUAUCUCGGUCAUCGUCUUCGCAUGCCCCUGCGCACUAGGUCUUAGCACCCCAACCGCAGUCAUGGUCGGCACUGGAGUCGGCGCGGAGCAGGGUAUCCUUGUCAAAGGAGGCGCUGUCCUGGAAGCCGCCACCAAGAUCACCCAUGUUGUCUUCGACAAGACUGGCACCUUGACGACCGGAAAAAUGAGCGUCGCUCACACUCGAAUUGAGCCCCAGUGGACAAUGAACGACUGGCGCCGUCAACUAUGGUGGCUCAUCGUGGGUCUCGCAGAGACGGGCAGUGAACACCCCAUUGGCAAGGCAAUUUUGUCCGCGGCGAUGACUGAAUCGGGUCACCCCGGAGAGGACGGUUUGCCGGGUAUCAUGGGUGACUUCGACAACUGUGUUGGCAAGGGUAUCUUUGCUGUUGUCGAGCCCACCUCUAGUGGCGAGCGCAUCCGGCAUCAAGUUUUGCUCGGCAAUGCUGAAUUCCUUCGCUCAAAGGAUGUCCCUGUGCCCGCAGAUGCGGACCCGGACUCAGAGGCCUCGGGAUCCGCAGUGGCUGAGAACCAAGACGCUAAUUCCCCGAAGCCAGCAAGCGACGGUUCUGGCAUCACACGCAUUCAUGUCGCUAUCGACAACCGUUUUGCUGGAACUAUCUCCCUCCGGGACACAGUGAAAGACACAGCAAGGGCCGCAGUGGCAGCUCUUCACCGUAUGGGGAUCUCAACAUCAAUGGUAACAGGCGACACACUUUCAACAGCGAUAGCAAUCGCCACAGCCGUGGGAAUCCCCAGAGCCUCAAUACACGCUUCCGUCCUACCAUCCCAGAAGCGCGAAAUCGUCUCCGCCUUCCAAGCAGAAGGCGAGUGUGUCGCUAUGGUCGGCGACGGAAUCAACGACUCCCCAGCGCUGGCAACAGCAUCCGUCGGAAUCGCCCUGGCAUCCGGAACAGACGUCGCAGUCGAAGCAGCCGAUAUCGUCCUGAUGCGUCCGGACGAUCUCCUCUCCGUGCCGGCCAGUCUGUCGCUCUCUCGGGCUGUCUUCACACGCAUCAAGUUGAACUUGAUCUGGGCUUGUCUUUACAAUGUCAUCGGCCUGCCGUUCGCCAUGGGUCUGUUCCUUCCUUUCACUGGCUUCAUGCUACCGCCCAUGGCGGCAGGUGCCGCUAUGGCCAUGUCCAGUGUCUCGGUUGUUGUCAGCAGUCUGCUUCUGAAGCUCUGGCGUCGUCCCUCCUGGAUGAAGACAGAGCGCCUCGAGAAGGAGCUGCGUUCUGGUGCGAUCUCUGCGGUCGACCCUAGACGUGUCCAUGCUCGCAAGGCGAGCUGGUGGGCCCCUGCUGCUAUCGUGUCGGAUGAUCCGCGAUCACUGCGUCGUCGUGCUGGUGGUCUCGUCUCUUCGCUUUGGUCUCAUGUUACUGGAAAGCCACGCUCUGCCGGAGGCGAUGAAGGCUAUGUUCCCCUUCAGACGGUCGAACCGCCCGUUUAA
This is a messenger RNA of Penicillium brevicompactum, 3528 nucleotides long. It is a transcript of the gene ctpA, whose product is annotated as Cu(2+)-transporting P-type ATPase CCC2. Gene Ontology annotation, molecular function: P-type divalent copper transporter activity; ATP hydrolysis activity; ATP binding. The record is from RefSeq and is a predicted model, not a curated record. The transcript has a single exon. Gene Ontology annotation, cellular component: membrane. NCBI's taxonomy places the organism in Eukaryota, Fungi, Ascomycota, Eurotiomycetes, Eurotiales, Aspergillaceae. The coding region runs from base 1 to 3528 and encodes 1175 amino acids. Gene Ontology annotation, biological process: monoatomic cation transport; copper ion homeostasis.